AUGCCGUCGAUUGAUACUGAGACUCCGAUGGAGUCAUCAUCUAAUGACCUACCGGAUCGCUUGCCUUUCCCGCCAACUACUUAUUCCCACAUCCUGCAUUGUUCCUAUCACGACUGGCAUCCGCGAUACCGCACCCUCGCGCCUAAGUCGCGCUGCAUCCCUUUAACAUCCGCAUUCGUCGAGUACCUCCGCGCCGACGGCAUCGUUCUUCCCCCUGAAGCCGCUCCACCAGUCGACGAUGACAACAUAGAUACAUUCUCCGACUCGGGCGAAGAGGAAGUCGACCCCUCCACCGAAUGGGCAGACAUUCACAUCCAGAUUAAGAACACCAUUGCCGAAUUUGGUGGCAUUGUCACGCCGAAGUUGAACUGGAGUGCUCCCAAAGAUGCAACCUUCAUGGCCGCCACAAACGACACCCAAUGCCGCACCCCCAAUGACAUAUAUCUCCUCCUGAAAAGCAGUGAUUUCAUCACCCAUGAUCUCGACCACCCAUUCGAUGACUGUGUACCGGACACAGCCAAUGACGAUACAACCACACCUACCGUCGACUCCCCAUUGCCGCAGGUGCCAUAUCACCUGGUUCUCCGCAAAUAUGUCAACUUCAACCCCUCCCUCGAAUUCCGCUGUUUCGUCCGCAACCGCGUGCUGCUGUGUAUGAGCCAGCGUGAUCAGAACCACUUCGACUUCCUCUUCCCUAUGCGCGACAUGCUCCGGUCUCGAAUUCAGUCUUUCUUCGAUGAAAAGCUCAAAGAUAGCUUCCCCGAACCUAACUUUGUCUUCGAUGUAUAUAUUCCCGCACCUCAUCAGCGUGUCUGGCUUAUCGAUGUGAACCCGUGGGCGCAGCGGACAGACCCGUUGCUCUUUAGCUGGCUGGAGAUACUAAAUAUGAAGGAUCCCAUUGGUAUCCAAGAAGAUGAUGAUGGAGCUGAGGGAUUCGUGAGAAUAUCACUCCGUGACGGCAGCAUUAUUACCUCUGGAACGGCAGAGGAGCUCGAUGCUGGAGAUUCAAGCUCCGAGUCGGAGGAAGAGAAUGAUGACCCCGAGAAGGACGACGACCAAGCCCCUUUCCUUCCUGAAUUCCGUCUGAUCAAGAAGGAUGAUCCAGAAGCAUAUGCCUUCAGCUCAACACAGUAUUCGGCCCAUAAAGUGCCUAAGGAGCUGGUGGAUGCUUCGCUUGCGGGACCUGGCGGUAUGAGCGAGUUCAUGGGCAAGUGGCAUGAGAUCCUCAAGCAGCAAGAGCAGGAGGAUCAAGCAGCAGGCAGUGACUCGGACUAA
Molecule: messenger RNA, 1275 nt
Organism: Penicillium antarcticum
Lineage: Eukaryota; Fungi; Ascomycota; Eurotiomycetes; Eurotiales; Aspergillaceae
Gene: cdc123
Product: cell proliferation protein CDC123
Exons: 2
Coding region: 1-1275 (424 amino acids)
Cellular component (GO): cytoplasm
Source: RefSeq, a predicted model, not a curated record